This is a messenger RNA of Brienomyrus brachyistius, 5571 nucleotides long. RefSeq names its product protein O-mannosyl-transferase TMTC2-like. The transcript is spliced from 12 exons. The record is from RefSeq and is a predicted model, not a curated record. Lineage: Eukaryota; Metazoa; Chordata; Actinopteri; Osteoglossiformes; Mormyridae. Gene Ontology annotation, molecular function: protein binding; mannosyltransferase activity. Gene Ontology annotation, cellular component: endoplasmic reticulum membrane. Bases 314 to 2827 code for a protein of 837 amino acids. Gene Ontology annotation, biological process: protein O-linked glycosylation via mannose.
CUUUAGUUGAUGCGGUGGCUACGAUGCAUCAGUCCGGCGUGCUGCACGGCAACCUUUACAGAUACGGCCAGCUAUACUGUAAAUAUUCGUCAGCUGCCCAGUUUCCCAUCGGAUCAACGCUGAAGCCUUCAACCUAAAAAGAUGGGUUAGACGGAAGAUGCGCCGAUCAGCCGUUUUCACUUCUUCGCGACCAUGGGGAACUGGACUUUCUAUUUCUACCAAGGCACCAUGACAAUGGUUAGGAAAGAAAAUAGAGACGGGAACUGAUUUUCUCCCCUGUUCUUUCAUUUUUUUUCUUUUUGUUUUUUGAGAAAUGAUUGCAGAGUUGGUGGCCAGCGCCGUGGCUUUGGUCCUGUAUCUCAACACCCUGGGCGCAGAUUUCUGCUACGAUGACAGCCGUGCAAUCAAAACGAACCAGGACCUGCUCCCAGAGACUCCCUGGAUCAGCAUCUUCUACAACGACUUCUGGGGGACCCUCCUUACCCACAGUGGCAGCCACAAGUCAUACCGGCCCCUCUGCACACUCUCCUUCCGACUGAACUAUGUCGUGGGAGGUUUGGAUCCUUGGGGCUACCAUUUGGUCAACGUGAUGCUCCACUGCGUCGUCACCGGCCUCUUCGCCCGCCUUUCUCGCCCCCUGCUGGGCGGGGGCCUCUGGACACUGGUGGCCGGGAUGCUUUUUGCCUCGCACCCUGUGCACACGGAAGCGGUGGCAGGCGUGGUGGGCCGGGCCGACGUGGGGGCAGCGCUGCUGUUCCUGCUCUCAUUGCUGUGCUACGCUCGCCACUGCGCACUCAGGCUCGCCACGACGCACUCCUGGGCCUGGUUCCUGGCCAGUCUGGCCUGCGCUGCCUUCAGCAUGCUGUGGAAGGAGCAGGGCGUCACCGUGCUGGCUGUGGCCGCCCUCUACGAUGUCUUCAUCGUCCACCGUCUCAGCUUCCGGCAAAUAAUCAGCCUCCUCUGCAAGAGGAGUAACGUGGCUCUUCUGCGCAGCCUGAUUCUGCUGGCAGUCUGGGGGGCUCUUCUGCUGGUGAGCCGCCUAUACUGGAUGGGCAGCACGCCGCCCAACUUCUCCAACUCGGACAACCCGGCGGCCGACUCUCCCAGCCUCCUGACCAGGACGCUGACCUUCUUCUACCUGCCAGCAGCCAACGUGUGGCUGCUGCUGUGCCCAGACACCCUGAGCUUCGAUUGGUCCAUGGACACCCUGCCCCUCCUCACCAGUGCUUCUGAUUGGAGGAAUCUGCACACUACGGCAUUCUAUGUAGGAUUACUGCUCCUGGCUUGGUUUGGCCUUCGAAGUCCUGUCGUGGCCAAGGAGGCCAACGGCAAAGCCCUAAUUUCAAAUGGCAAGUCCAGCGCCAACGGGCACAGUUGCCACGUCGAUUCGGAGCACAUCAACUCGAACCCAGCACCUCUAAACAGUACAGAGAAUGGCACAGAACCCCACCGUGCGACACCGAAUCUCCUGCCCAGCACAGAAAACGUCGUGAUGUUCUCUCUAGGCCUGAUGUCCAUCCCCUUCCUCCCCGCCACUAACCUUUUCUUCUACGUGGGCUUCGUGAUUGCCGAGCGGGUCCUCUACAUACCCAGCAUGGGAUUCUGCCUUCUGCUGACUUUGGCCAUGAGGUCCCUGCAAGUCCGCCUACGGAAGAGGUCCUCCAAGACUAUAGUGCUGUACUGCAGCGCCAGCUUGGUCAUAUUCUACGGGGUCAAAACCGUCUUGAGAAACCAGGACUGGCACAAUGAGGAGAUGCUGUAUAGGUCAGGGAUCACUGUAAACCCUGCCAAAGCCUGGGGGAACCUCGGGAACGUCCUGAAGAACCAGGGCAAGAUCGCGGAGGCCGAGCAGGCCUACAGGAACGCUCUGUACUACCGGAGGAACAUGGCCGACAUGCUGUAUAAUCUGGGUUUGCUGCUACAGGAAAACAACAGAUUUUCUGAGGCGCUGCAUUACUACAGGCUGGCUAUCGGGAGCAGGCCGACUCUGGCUUCUGCCUACUUGAACACAGGAAUCAUCCUGAUGAACCAGGGCCACCUGGACGAAGCCAGGAGAACGUUCCUCACAUGUGCCGACAUCCCGGAUGAGAACCUGAAGGAUCCUCAUGCUCACAGGAGCUCCGUGACCAGCUGCCUCUACAACCUGGGCAAACUUCUCCAUGAGCAGGGCCAUCAGGAGGAGGCCCUGUUGGUCUACAAAGAGGCAAUACACAAAAUGCCGAGGCAGUUUGCACCUCAGAGCCUGUACAAUAUGAUGGGAGAGGCCUACAUGAGGCUGAACCGACUGCCCGAGGCCGAACACUGGUACAGGGAGUCUCUGAGGGUCAAGCCCGACCACAUCCCUGCCCACCUGACCUACGGGAAGCUGUUGGCGCUCAUGGGACAGAAGGUGGAGGCAGAAAGGUACUUUCUGAAGGCUAUUCAGCUGGAUCCAGCCAAAGGGAGCUGCUACAUGCAUUACGGCCAGUUUCUUCUAGAAGAAUCUCGGCUGGCCGAGUGCGCAGAGAUGGCUGAGAUGGCUGCCCAGCUGGAGAGCGGCGAGUUCGACGUGGUCUUCAACGCGGCCCACAUGCUCAGACAGGCGAGUCUCCAUCAUACCGCUGAGAAGUAUUAUGGCCUUGCAGCAAGCCUGAGACCAGACUAUCCAGCUGCCUUAAUGAACCUGGGCGCGAUUCUCCACCUCAACGGGAAGCUCCAGGAGGCCGAGGCCAAUUACCUCCGAGCCCUCCAGUUGAAGCCAGAUGACACCAUCACACAGUCCAACCUGCGAAAGCUGUGGAACAUUAUGGAGAAGCAAGGCCUGAAGACGAGGGGCUCUUUGCCAUGAGCCGCGAGCGUGUCGAGCCCCGUGGCAUGCGAGCUGCUGAAGACGUCAGACUGUUCCUCAGACAGAUCGUUCAGCCGUGCCAUGAUGUUUAGCACUUAACUUGGAAUGGGCCCUGCGUUCGUGUCUGGUCCUCUGAUGAGCUUGAUUUGAUUACUACUUAUUUUCAAUUACUAAUUUCAUUUUUAUUUUCUGCUGAUUUUGACCAUGGGCAAUGCAUUAAAGACUGAGAAAUCAAUUAUAUAGAUAUACAAUUAUACAGGGUUUGAGUUUAUAACCAGGGUUAAUCGUUUUGUAAGUUAAAACGAAAUCGAUAGAGAGUUAAACUGAGGCGUUUCUCGAAUUUUGAGCGUUUUUGACAUCUGCCACUGUUGUCUUAGGUUAAGGGUACUUCUGCAGAAAGCUCAAAAAACCAAAAAGGUUUCAGAGAAAUGUCUAAUCUGCCAAAAUUAUUUCCUCUUGUAGCUUUUCCUGUGUAACAUUAUACACGCAAUGUAGAUACAGUGUGAUAAAGUGCUUGGAUUUUGGCUAAGAAAGGCAGCGACGUACUGAAGGCAUUCAGACGAUUACGCAUGUCAACAUCUCCAGCCUGGAUUCCGACAGCCUGCCUGGAACGCAUCCUGGAAACGAUUCAGAGAGUCACUGCGUGUGUGGAGAGCAGGUGACGUGCCUGGUGUGCUGGUAGGACAAACAACAUUUCAGACAGCAACUGUCAGCAAAGUCAAGUGACUGAAUAGAACUCAUGUGGCAGGAACCUAAUCUUAAUCAUUUCAGGUCGUACGUCGAUCAUGAGAAACACGUAUAAGUACUAAGGAAUCUGGGAACAUCUUGAGUAGUCAGAGUAAAUUUUGCCGGAUUUUUCCUAACUGGACAUGUAUGCAGAUGUUGUGUGCAGGUUCAGUUUUGUGACACCGUGUCAGGCAGAGAGGACAGCUGUAGUCAUGCACACCAGUGUUCUGCUCCGUCCUCCUCCAUCCUCGACGAUGCCGAAAAUCCCCCCCCCCCACCCCCCCUGUCGCUGUACGAUAGGAAUCUCUGGCGAUCCAGGCCAGGCUUCCAGCCCCUGCCAUUAGAUGUGGUUUAGAACGGAAGACGCUUCCUCUCAGUCACAGAUAUAUUCCGAGUAGCACGAGUUAAACAGGAGCUUGUUAGUGUCUUAAGCCGCGGCUGACAGCUCCCAUAACCAAACAGACCUACACUGUAACUGUUGCACUCUUAACAAUGUACAACCACACAGUUUUUCCUAUUUAUGGAUACUUAAAUAUGUAGCAUAUUUUGCUAUAUUUGUUUAAGUUUGUAAGUCCUUGUAUUGUUUGUAUAUAUUUUUAAUAUAUAAAGCUAUUGCUUUGCAGUACAGACUAGCAAGGAAAGAACGUAAAGAAGGUUGUUUCGAUGUGAUAAUUUAUGACUUUCGACUUUUGUUCUGCAUUACUUUGUUCUGUUAGGGUGUAAUAUUUCGUUGAAUUGAUGGUGAAAAUAAUCUUUGAUAAUUGUAACAUUGUCCUGAAAUUUGUUUGUCUUAUUGCCAUCGCAAAGCUAUUCUUAAAAUACAGGCAGUUAUCUGACUGAGAUUUAGUUUGUUUCCUGUUCGUUUAAGGUUGUUUAAAUUAUUGCACUGUGUGUGUGUGUGUAUGUGUGUGUGUGUGUGUGUGUGUGUGUGUGUGUGUGUGAGAGAGAGAGAGAGAGAGAGAGAGCAUGUGACCUUAGCUAGUAAACCAGCUGGCACUGUGUUGUAAAAAGGUUUUAUCUGAAGGAGCGACUGACAUAUUGCUUUUGUAGAUAUCGGUGGAAACAGAAAUCUGCAGGAUUUACUGUUUGGAAGCUGUGCAUUAACAUAAGGCAGUGCUGCAGAUAUUUGGCAAACAAAUUAUAACCAAGUUCUGCACAUUUUGAUAGUCUGACGGAUUUAUUUGCAACCAUAGGAAAAAUAAUAGUAACAGCUGAAUUAUUUUGAAACACAUCAAAAUGAGGGUGAAUGAUUAUGCAUGUAAACAGGCUUAGUUUAAUCAAUGGUACAUCAACAAGUCAUCCUGUUUGAAACUGAAAGGUGAAAUUCUGGUUUGGUUUUCAAUAUUUAGUCCGUACUUUCAACUUGAUUCGUUAAAUUCCAGUGUACAGAUGUAAGAAAUGUACAAAAAAUGUUGAACUUCCUUCCUUCCAUGAAAGAGUGAGUACUGCCUAGCAGAUGGUACUGUAUAUCAUUGGUGAUGUGUGUGUUCAAAACGCAUUUUGUGUUUCACAGUGUUUUCUUGGGUCAGUUCUACGCAGUACAUGACCUCACUUGUUUUUCGCUGCAGCACUGUGGACGUCUGAAUGACAUGUGACACAACUAACGCUGGCUGCAUGGUUUAGCUGAGGCUUGUUCCCAUGGUGUCUGUACGAGAUUAUUCAGUUUGGCCACAAAGGACGCCGUGCUUAGGCAGGAUUGUGUGUAUAAUUUACUCGUUCUUCAUGUGUAAAAACUGUUUAAAAAGCUAGUGAAAAAUGGGAAAAAAAAUCUUUUAAAGAAAUGUGUCAUUAUGUGUCUGCUCAGGGAUUUAAGUCUGGGUGUUCAGAAUCGCGCUGACGUGGAAAUGUUAACACGCUGGCAUGAGUUUAUUAAAUUAAAGGUUUUAUUUUUUGAAGACAGUUGUAUUUGUAUAAAUUAUCAAAAUUUGUAGCCAUUUUUUGUAAUACAAAAGGCAUUUCUUUGCCAGACUAGGCGCUCCAAAAUGUUUUUUUCACCAAUAAAAUACUAGUAACAUGGA